CUUACCCAGAAACUGGCCGGUUAAUGCCUUCGGCGCCGCUCCUCCUCGCCUCAGGUUUUCCCUGUCCGGCAGUGUGAGCUGUGCUGGUUCUUCUGCAGGCCGGACUUAUGGCCUCGAUGUUGAACUUCUACGGGCGUGUGGUGCUGGUCACCGGUGCCGGGGGAGGAUUGGGCCGAACCUAUGCCCUGGCUUUUGCAGAAAGAGGUGCAUCAGUUGUUGUGAAUGAUCUAGGAGGGGACAUGAAGGGAGUUGGUAAAGGCUCCUUAGCUGCUGAUAAAGUUGUUGAAGAAAUCAGAAGGAAAGGCGGAAAGGCAGUGGCCAACUAUGAUUCAGUGGAAGCAGGAGAGAAGAUUGUGAAGGCAGCGCUGGAUGCUUUUGGAAGAAUAGGUAUGAAAUUUUGUUCUGAUAGCACUUGUUAUCUAUUAUAUAUAUUUUUUCAUCGGGGGAAAACUCUUCCUGAAAGAAAUGUGAGUUGUAAGAGGGUACAAAUUAACAUGUUCGCUUUUAUAUUUGUGACUUGAAUCUUUUUAUAUUAUAGAUGUUGUGGUCAACAAUGCUGGGUGAGUAUCUCUUUUUUUGUUUUCAGUGAAGUAAUGUACAUGCAAAAAUUUUUUUUAAGUGUUUGCUUUCUCUUGUCAACAUAUAUAAUAUCAAUUUUUUAGAAUUCUGAGGGACCGUUCCUUUAGUAGAAUAAGUGAUGAAGACUGGGAUAUGAUCCAGAGAGUUCAUUUGCGGGGCUCAUUCAUGGUGACUCGGGCAGCAUGGGAUCACAUGAAGAAACAGAAUUUUGGAAGGAUCAUCAUGACUUCAUCAGCUGCAGGAAUAUAUGGCAAUUUUGGCCAGGCAAAUUAUAGUGCUGCAAAGCUGGGUCUUUUGGGCCUUUCAAAUAGUCUUGCAGUUGAAGGCAAGAAAAAUAACAUUCAUUGUAACACUGUUGCUCCUGUUGCUGGAUCAAGGAUGACCCAAGGCUUUCUGCCUGAAGAUCUUAUUGAAGCUCUGAAGCCAGAAUAUGUGGCACCCCUGGUCCUUUGGCUUUGCCAUGAGAGUUGUGAGGAAAACGGUAGCGUGUUUGAGGUUGGAGCAGGAUGGAUUGGAAAAUUACGUUGGGAGCGGACCCUUGGAGCCCUUGUAAGACAGAAGAAUCAGCCAAUGACUCCUGAGGCGGUGAAGGCUAACUGGACGAAGAUCUGUGAUUUUGACAAUGCCACUAAGCCUCAGAGAAUUCAAGACUCAGUUAGCACCGUAAUUGAAGCUCUAAGUAAAAUAGAUUCUUCAGAUGGAGGAAUUUCAGCAAAUAAUCUCAGUCAUGCAACUUCAGCAGCCCCAUCAGGACUUGUUGAAGCUGUUGGCUAUAAAUUUCCACCAUUUUCUUCUUCGUAUACGGAGGUGGACACUAUUAUGUAUGCCCUUGGAGUGGGGGCGUCGAUCAAGGAACCGAAAGAUUUGAAAUUUAUUUACGAAGGAAAUUCUGAUUUCUCCUGUUUGCCAACUUUUGGAGUUAUUUUAGCUCAGAAAUCUCUUGGGGGUGGAGGAUUAGCAGAGAUUCCUGGGCUUUCAGUCAAUUUCACAAAGGUUCUUCAUGGGGAGCAUUACUUGGAGUUAUAUAAACCACUUCCCAACGCAGGAGACUUAAAAUGUGAAGCAGUUGUUGCUGAUGUCCUGGAUAAAAGAUCUGGUCUAGUAAUUCUUAUAGAUGUCUACUCUUACUCUGGAAAGGAACUUAUAUGUUAUAAUCAGUUCUCUGUCUUCGUUAUGGGCUCUGGAGGCUUUGGUGGAAAACGGACAUCGGACAAAGACAAGGUAGCUGUAGCCAUACCUAGUAGACCUCCUGAUGCUAUACUUACAGAUACCACCUCACUUAAUCAGGCUGCUUUGUACCGGCUCAGUGGAGACUGGAAUCCCCUGCACAUUGAUCCUGACUUUGCUAGCUUAGCAGGUUUUGAUAGGCCCAUUUUACAUGGAUUAUGUACAUUUGGAUUUUCUGCCAGGCAUGUUUUACAGCAGUAUGCAGAUCGUGAUGUGUUGAGAUUCAAGGCAAUUAAGGUUCGUUUUGCAAAACCAGUAUACCCAGGACAAACUCUACAAACUGAGAUGUGGAAGGAAGGAAAUAGAAUCCACUUUCAAACCAAGGUCCAAGAAACUGGAGACACUGUCAUUUCAAAUGCAUACGUGGAUCUUGUGCCAACAUCUGAUACUUUAGCUAAGAUACCAUCUGAGGGUGGAGAUCUUCAGAGUAACCUCGUGUUUGAGGAGAUAGGUCGCCGCCUUCAGGAUAUUGGGCAAGAAAUGGUGAAGAAAGUAAAUGCUGUGUUUGAGUGGCAUAUCACUAAAGGUGAAAAAAUUGCAGCUAAGUGGACUAUUGACCUAAAAAAUGGUGCUGGAAAAGUGUAUCAGGGCCCUGCAAAAGGUUCUGCUGAUGCAACCUUCAUACUUUCGGAUGAAGUUUUCAUGGAAGUAGUCUUGGGCAAGCUUGACCCUCAGAAGGCAUUCUUUAGUGGCAGACUGAAGGCCAGAGGGAACAUCAUGCUGAGCCAGAAGCUUCAGAUGAUUCUUAAAGACUAUGCCAAGAUUUGAAGGACAUACUACAAUAUCAAUUAAAAUAGAAAAAUUAAAUACUCUCUUCACCUAAAUACGCAAAAGUGAUUCAGCAAAAAUGGUCAGAGUUAAGAUACAGGAGAAAUUGCUUCACAUUUUCAGAUUUCAGAUAACUUUUCAGAUACUCAUUUUCUACUAAUUUUUAUGUUAUUAUUUUUACAAGGAACUGUAAGCUGGCACGUGAUUAUCCUUCUGUUCUUAGAUCUAUGUCUUCAUAAUAAUUUUUCACUCAAGUCCAGUCUCUUUAGAAUAAUGUAACAUUUAAAACUUAUAAGGGAAAUUAAAUGAGUAAAGGCCACUUGAUGCCCAUUACACUUUAUUUUGUUAUUUUCUGUUAUCUGAUUUAUUGGUAUUCUAAUUUUAACAUGAAUUUUCACAUAAGUACUCAAUUUCAUACUUUGCUGUAAUAGCUAGUGUUCUGCUUUAAGGCAAGAUAAAGGUCUUUAUGUUUCCAAGUAGUUUUCUUUCUUCACCCCUCCCUUUUGCUGGAAAUUCUUACAUAUAAUGCUUGGAAAUCUAUCAAAUAUGUAAUUUCCUUUGAAAAAAUUAACUAUAGUUAAUUAAAAAAAUUGUAUUAAUUUCAGAGGUACAGCUUCAGAUUUUUUCAGGUUAUUACAAGAUAUUUAAUAUAGUUCCCUGUGCAAUACAGUAAAUCCUUGCUUUUUAUUUUA
Messenger RNA from Sus scrofa (pig), 3266 nucleotides. Lineage: Eukaryota; Metazoa; Chordata; Mammalia; Artiodactyla; Suidae. The record is from RefSeq and is a predicted model, not a curated record.